Messenger RNA from Saccostrea cuccullata (small rock oyster), 612 nucleotides. RefSeq names its product platelet glycoprotein Ib alpha chain-like. Lineage: Eukaryota; Metazoa; Mollusca; Bivalvia; Ostreida; Ostreidae. The transcript is spliced from 8 exons. The record is from RefSeq and is a predicted model, not a curated record. Bases 1 to 612 code for a protein of 203 amino acids.
AUGAUACUACAUGUCGUACCCAAACGGAGGAGGAUAACCUGGAGGUACAACAGAGUCUGGCGGAGGGACCAGAAGUGGACAAGAGAGGAGCAGACCCAGCAGCAGAAGACACCACCCAACACCCCAGUGACCAGUGACGGACCCACCAAGGCGCCACCUGUCCCAGAACCCAAACAGAAGCAGACCAAGCAGCAGAAGACACCACCCACCACCCAGGUGACCAGUGACGGACCCACCAAGGUGCCACCUGUCCCAGAACCCAAACAGCCUGAGCCACCACAGUUCCUGAGGACCUACUGGAGAACCAACCGGGUGUGGAGACGGGACAUGGUGUGGACCAGAAAGUCAUCGGUAGAGCCAGAGGCCAAGACUGCUGUUGCUGAGGCUGACCCACCCUCUCCCACUGUUGAGACUGGACUCUGUGAGGUACAGACUGAUGUCACCACUCGAUCUUCCCUGGGUGAAGACGUCCCUUCCAGACGUUCCUCCUCGACUGAUGAGUCGUAUCCCACCCCACCCUCCGAUUGCGGAUCUACCCCACAUGCUGAGAUUCCUCUCAACUCUUCCUCUGACAAGCCUACAGCUGCCACUGACAGGAAAGAUAUAAUCUAA